UCAUGAAUCCCCGGACCUCCGCAUUACGGCCGGCGAUCCUUUCUUCUUCCAGCCGGCUAGGCCAUGCGUGUCUCGCACCACUCACCGCCGCACCCGGUCCGCUUGUGACGCCACGGCGAUGAAGCCAAGUUCAUGUCGCCGACGAGAUGCAGCUUCGGGAGCUAGGCAAUGGUCCUCUAUAAAUGUAGCCCGUAUCCCGAGACCGGUUCUCCGCCUCCUAACCCGGUUGCAGUCCAGUCAUUGAGGGCAAUUCGGUGUGACUGCUGGACAUCAUGUAUCGCAUUUCAAAUAUCUACGUCCUGGCCUCCUUCGGCACCAUUGGUGGUGCCUUGUUCGGCUUCGAUGUCAGUUCCAUGAGUGCCUGGAUUGGCACUGACCAGUACCUGGAGUACUUUCAUUCUCCCGACUCCGACUUGCAAGGUGGCAUUACCGCGUCCAUGUCGGCUGGCUCCUUUGCGGGUGCUCUUGCUGCCGGUUUCCUAUCGGACCGCAUCGGACGUCGUUACUCUCUCAUGAUCGCGUGUUGUAUCUGGGUCAUUGGCGCUGCCGUUCAAUGUAGCGCCCAGAAUGUAGCUCAUCUGGUGGCUGGGCGAGUGAUCAGCGGUCUUGCUGUCGGUAUCACCUCUUCCCAGGUCUGCGUCUAUCUAGCCGAAUUGGCGCCUGCCCGUAUCCGCGGUCGUAUCGUCGGUAUCCAACAGUGGGCUAUUGAAUGGGGUAUGCUCAUCAUGUAUCUCAUUUCCUACGGAUGUGGAAAGGGACUGGCGGGAGCUGCUUCCUUCCGUGUUUCAUGGGGUGUCCAGGGUAUCCCAGCGUUGAUCCUGCUUGCUGCGCUACAGUUCUUCCCCGAAUCCCCGCGUUGGUUGGCAAGUAAGGAGCGCUGGGAGGAGGCUCUUGACGUUUUGGCCAUGCUUCAUGCCAAGGGUGACCGCAACGACCCUGUGGUUCAGGUGGAAUUUGAAGAGGUUCAGGAAGCAGCACGGAUCGCCCAGGAGGCCAAGGAUGUUACAUUCCUCUCAUUGUUCGGGCCCAAAAUGUGGCAGCGAACCCUGUGCGGUGUCAGCGCCCAAGUCUGGCAACAGUUGCUGGGAGGCAAUGUCGCCAUGUACUACGUCGUGUACAUCUUUAACAUGGCUGGAAUGUCUGGAAACACCACCCUAUAUUCAUCGGCUAUUCAAUAUGUGAUCUUCCUGGUCACCACUGGGGCCAUCCUGCCUUUUGUUGAUCGCAUCGGUCGGCGGGUUUUGCUCCUUACUGGAUCAGUUCUCUGUAUGGCCUGCCACUUUACUAUUGCGGCCCUCAUGGCCACACGAGGCCACCACGUUGACUCGGUCGAUGGUAAUGCAAACCUGAAGUGGUCAAUCACUGGCCCACCAGGCAAGGGUGUCAUCGCCGUCUCGUACAUUUUCGUCGCUGUGUACGGUUUCACCUGGGCCCCUGUGGCGUGGGUUUACGCAUCGGAAGUCUACCCCCUGAAGUAUCGUGCCAAGGGUGUUGGUCUGUCAGCCGCCGGGAACUGGAUCUUCAACUUUGCGUUGGCAUACUUCGUCGCACCAGCCUUUACCAACAUCCAGUGGAAGACCUACAUUAUCUUCGGGGUAUUCUGCACCGUUAUGACUUUCCAUGUCUUCUUCUUCUACCCGGAGACGGCUCGCCGGUCGCUCGAGGAUAUUGACAUGAUGUUCGAGACCAAGCUGAGGCCCUGGAGGACUAACCAGAUUCCUGAUCGUUUCGGGGAGGAGCUUGAGCGACAUCGGCAAAAGAGCAUCAAUGAGCCUGAAAAGGUGAUUGUGUCGACACAUGAUGAGAUGGCGUGAUGAACUGCAUUGCUUUGAUGGGUCAGCGUUGAUAUGUACUAAGCGAGAAUGACUGUAAAACC
Messenger RNA from Aspergillus ibericus CBS 121593, 1876 nucleotides. Its product is annotated as sugar porter family MFS transporter. Gene Ontology annotation, biological process: carbohydrate transport; transmembrane transport. The transcript has 6 exons. Lineage: Eukaryota; Fungi; Ascomycota; Eurotiomycetes; Eurotiales; Aspergillaceae. The coding region runs from base 273 to 1814 and encodes 513 amino acids. The record is from RefSeq and is a predicted model, not a curated record. Gene Ontology annotation, cellular component: membrane. Gene Ontology annotation, molecular function: carbohydrate:proton symporter activity.